UUUUCCCUUUUGCUCUCAGUCUGAGAGGAGGAUGGAGCUAGAAAUCUAAACAGGGCAGCUGGAGCCUGCAGAGUUCCAGCGAAGCUCUGAGUCUGACCUCCUUACCCACCGAACCCCUCACCAAAACCUACCCUGAUCUCUCCGACCCCUCUGACCAUCCAGCCAGCACACCAUGAAGCUCUGGGUGCUGCUUUGCCUGGCAUUGCUUUUGGUGGAGCUCCAAAAUGGUGCCUGCCAACAACCCAAGCGAAGAAAAGAUGUAGGAGAAAACCGCAUCAGGCCAGCAGGGAAAAGGUUGAAGGUGCGCCACCCCAAACUAAAAGAUGCAGGAGGGAAAGGUCAGUCUCUUCUGACCCAGGUGUUGGAUAAAGGACGCUUCCUGCGCCUGGGCCAGACCACAACUAUGACUCCUGGGAAGAACAUGGAGCUACGUUGCAAAGGCUCUAACAUCGGCUGGUCGUACCCAGCUUACCUUGAUACCUUCAACGACUCACGCCUCAGCAUCAAGCAGAGUGAUAAGUACAGUCAGCUGAUCCUGACGUCGCCCUCUGCUGCUGACACUGGACCCUACAGCUGCUGGGUGAUUGUAUGUGAUGGUACAGAAUGUGAGAAGGACCAUGAUCACAUAUAUGUCUCACACAUCUAUUUCACAGACCAGGACAACCUUUUCGUCCCGUCUGCCAUCCACUUUGAGAUCGUGUACCUGCGUCCAGACAGACCUGCUGUGGUGCCAUGUCGUGUAACCGACCCACAAGCCAAGGUGUCCUUGCACAGAGAGGUCCCUGCUGAGGAGAUCCCAGCCAAUGGGACCACCGUGACCUAUGACCCCACCAAGGGAUUUAUCCUGCAGAGCCCCAGCCUUGAACAUCAGGGGGUCUUAUACUGCAAGGCUGUGACCAAGGGCACCCCUCAGGUUUCCAUAAAGUACCAGCUGCUCUAUGUGGAGGUUCCUAGUGGACCACCAUUUGUGAGCCUAGAGGCGUCUCCAGAGUCGGUGAGAGGAGGCGACAACCUCAAUGUAACCUGCACUGUGCUGGGUGAGCCAGAGGUGGACAUCAACUUCACCUGGGUUUACCCUGGUCAGGAUCACCGUCCUGUUCACGUCCAAACCUCCUGGAGGCUGGUCAACAGAGGUUUGGGUCACACCACGCGCAUAUCACAAAGUGUCAUGACUGUAGAGGACAUGGAGACCAUUGACUUUGGAAACUACAUGUGCAAAGCCAAGAACCUGCACGGUGAGACAAUUGUGACAAUCGACAUCAUCUCCAAAUAGCCCCAGCAUGAUGGCCUGUAUCACGGUUAUGUUUGUAAACUGGAUGUAUUUUUAGAUCACAGAUUGUGAUAAC
This is a messenger RNA of Scomber japonicus (chub mackerel), 1346 nucleotides long. It is a transcript of the gene pdgfrl, whose product is annotated as platelet-derived growth factor receptor-like. The coding region runs from base 173 to 1273 and encodes 366 amino acids. Lineage: Eukaryota; Metazoa; Chordata; Actinopteri; Scombriformes; Scombridae. The record is from RefSeq and is a predicted model, not a curated record. The transcript has 6 exons.